Helicoverpa zea (corn earworm) is the source of this 405-nucleotide messenger RNA. Its product is annotated as glycine-rich protein 5-like. The coding region runs from base 56 to 331 and encodes 91 amino acids. The transcript is spliced from 5 exons. The record is from RefSeq and is a predicted model, not a curated record. Lineage: Eukaryota; Metazoa; Arthropoda; Insecta; Lepidoptera; Noctuidae.
ACUGGAUUGAAAAGCCUGUCAUUCAGUAUCGUCUAAAAAGUGAAACUUAUCCAAGAUGUUCAAGAAAUUAUUCUUAGCUUUUCUCGUUGUUUUGAUGUUUGGUUCUAGCCUGCAGCAAAGGGGUCAAGGGGGUCUUGGCGGAUAUGGGGCAGGAGCUGGCAUGGACUUUGGUUUCGGUGGCAAUGCCGGGGCUGGGGGCGGUGCUGACGGUGGAGCCGGUAGUGGCGGGCAAGGCGGAGCUGGUGCCGGAGCUAAUGGUGGUUUCGGGUUUGGCAUGAACGGAGGCGCAGGGGCGGGAGGAAAUGGCGGCGGCGGCUGGGGCAAGAAGUAAUAAAGCCUCAAAUAGUGUAAUAUUUGUUUGGAAUGUGUAAUAAAAAUUACAAAAUUAUAAAAUGGAUUACAAAA